AUGAUGAGUGACCUUAUCGAGGAUCCUCAGGCGCACCUGUUUCGGGGGCUUCUAGCUGUCUCUACACCAUGCACCCCGCCCAACCUGAAGUGGAAGGAGCGGGCUGCGGCAUAUGGCGUGUUUAUGGCGGCGGCUAUGCUGCUUUUCGCGACGGGAAUGCCCAUGGGCUACGUGCUCCCUCGUGGCAUGGCACUGGCGAUAUCAGUCACAGCUGGCAUCGCCAAGCUGGUGUACCUGUUCCUUGUGUUCCCAGAGACUGCCAGGAAGGCUGAGCGAGCUUCGACUGUGGAGCCAAAUCCGCUGCGGACCAUGACCUCUGCUUGCUCGUUGCUAGCUAAGAAUGCCUUUGCGAAACGGCUGGCGUGCGUUUUGGUCUUCACCGGCAUUGGCUCUGCCGGCUACGGGGUGGUGCUUCCUCCGUUCAUGAUGGGCUACCUGGGCUACACUCGCAAAGACAAGUUGGUACUUAUGUGCAUUGCGGCGGCUUCUGCCCUUGUGGCAUUCGCCUGCCUGAUGGGGCCGCUGGUGAGAGCUUUCGGGCAAGUACGUACCCUUCAGUUCUGCCUGAUAGCCUCCGCUUGCGUGCCGCUACUGACAGCUGCCUGCCAGGAUCAGUUGCAGCUCGAUGUUCUCACUCCGUUGCUGGUGAGCCCAACAGUCUUGGCAAUACCUUUAUUUUCAGCAUUGAAGAGCGCCGUGGUCUCAUCGCAGGAGCAAGGGCUCAUCCAGGGAGCAGUGGCUUCGAUGAGUAAGGCGGGAGGGGUUGUGAACAAAGCACAGUACGUGCCUUCGGCUGAGGAGUUUGGUUGGCUUUAG
Messenger RNA from Symbiodinium natans, 816 nucleotides. Lineage: Eukaryota; Dinophyceae; Suessiales; Symbiodiniaceae. The record is from the annotation of a GenBank genome assembly.